This is a messenger RNA of Heterobasidion irregulare TC 32-1, 351 nucleotides long. RefSeq lists its product as uncharacterized. The transcript has 4 exons. The record is from RefSeq and is a predicted model, not a curated record. Lineage: Eukaryota; Fungi; Basidiomycota; Agaricomycetes; Russulales; Bondarzewiaceae. Gene Ontology annotation, cellular component: cytosol. Gene Ontology annotation, molecular function: protein-disulfide reductase [NAD(P)H] activity. The coding region runs from base 1 to 351 and encodes 116 amino acids.
AUGCCUCUUUACACUGCCUCCAGUCCCUUGGAAUUUUCGUCUUGGAAGGACGUCCAAGAAAAAUUCGUCAUUUUCUAUGCAUCUCGGGACCGGGAGGGAAAAAUGUGGUGUCCCGACUGCCGGGAUGUCGAAGACACUGUCGAGCGCACUUUCGCGGGCGCUGAUGCUCCACCAGCACUAAUCAUCUACGUUGGACAAAAGCCCGAAUGGAAAGCGGCCUCUAAUCACUUCCGCGACGCACCUUGGUAUAUUGAGGCGAUCCCCACCAUCGUCAGGGUCAAAGACGCUACCGAGGAUGCACGGCUUGUCGAAGGCGACAUUGUGAGUCAGUUGGCCUCGUUCGUAAAGUGA